This is a messenger RNA of Ectocarpus siliculosus, 795 nucleotides long. The record is from the annotation of a GenBank genome assembly. NCBI's taxonomy places the organism in Eukaryota, Phaeophyceae, Ectocarpales, Ectocarpaceae.
AUGCCCGCGUCCUCGAAGGAAACCGGGAUCGAUAUCCAUAGAGCGGCCGACCGCGGCACCUUCCGGGAUGUGUGCAAGUACGUGGAAAUCGGGGGCGACGUGAACGCUCGCGACAAGUCGCAGUGGACACCCCUUCAUCGCUGCGCCCGCAAAGGGCACACCGACGCCUGUAAAUUCCUGCUCCAGCACGGCGCAGACGUGACCCUCAAGACGAUGGAGUUGUGGACGCCCCUCCACUGCGCGUGCGUCGGGGGUCAUCCGGCGGUGGUAAAAGAGUUAGUGAGCGCAACGCCGUCGCCGGCCCUGCAAUCGAAGACACGCCUCGGGCAGACGCCUCUGUACCUGGCCGCGUACUGGGGGCAUCUUCACUCGGUGCGGGAGCUGCUGGCCGCCGGCGCUGACACAACUCUCAAGGAUGCCCACGGAAGGGCCCCCGGGGAGGACUUCCACGAGACGGUGGCAACACCGCUCAAGGUUGCCGUUGGCGCCGCUCUCAGGGCGGCGAAUCCGAUCGUUAUGUCAUCCCCCUCCGUUAGCCAGGACGAGGUGGGGGAGCUCAAGCGGCGCGUGAAGAAGCUGGAGGACGCCGUAGCUGCCCUCCAAGCGGAGCGAUUUGGGGCAACCUUGGCGUCGCUUGGCCCCGCCCCUACCGACCCCCUCUCCAACCCAAUGGUUGCCCUGGCUCCCCCCGCCACCGUUUCUGCCGUCACGGCGGCUGGCCUUGUGGCCCCCGCGCCCGCCAACGGCGGUGGUCUCCUGACCGGGGCCGAGGACGCCAAGCGCCGCAAGGUCUAG